GCACAACACUUCCUCGAAUUCUAGGUUUCUUCAUUGUAUCUCCCAGGAAUUUGUCUUUCCCACUCCUGUUUUUUUUUCUUUUCCCCUGUUUGGGUCUGGAAAACUGAAACUGAGAAAAAAGAAAAUCACUUCCUUCAAUUUUGUUUCACUUGCAUUUCUCAGCUGCUAGAACUACAAAUUGAAUCCUCAACGGCUGAGCUUUUCUUGUUAGUCCGUUUCAUUUAUUCCCCUUCAUUUCUUGGCUACCAAACAUCCUCCUAGUGGGACUGUUGAAAUAUUUUCAGAAGUUCUUUAGGAAUCUUUGGUGUUUGUUCUUUUCCCGUGCUGUCGUUUGGUUCAUCUGAAGGGAUACGGACGGGUACCUUCGAAUGUUUCUAAAAUGGUCGAGUCAACCAAAGUGAGGUUGGUUCGUUGCCCAAAAUGCGAAAAUCUGCUCCAGGAGCUUCCUAAUUUCUCUGUUUAUCAGUGUGGUGGCUGUGGUGCUGUUCUUCGAGCAAAAAAUAAGAAUGCUGAGGCAGUUGGUACCUCUAAGAAGUCUGAAGGAGAAAGGGUGGAAGGGGUUUCCACUAAAUCCCAGAUUUCCUCAGAAAAAGGAACGGUGGUGUUGAGUGAUGUCUCUGGUACAGAUGUUAGGUCAAAUGAUGGCGCCUUGAAGUGUGAUCAAAGGGAAACAGAGAAGAAUGAUGUUGCAUGUGCUGAAAGAUGUAGCGGUGAAGCUGAGGUUACAUAUGAUAAAAUGGCUGUUGAGAAUGGUCAUGAUUUGAGUGGGAGUAAAGAUCAAUUGAGCAAUGCAAUUACAAGGCAAAAUGGGGACUUGAAUUCUCAAUUUGGAUUUGCUAGUGAAUCACAAAGAUUGGGACGAAUGUCAGAUUUACGAGCUGGGGGACAAGAAGACAUGGAGGGGCUUCGGAGAAUACCAAGAACCGUGGUUGAAGAUGUGCGGUUUUCAACUUCAAAGCAUCCAGAAGAGGGCCCAUCAAACAAUUGUUCAGAUUAUUCUCAUCGGAAUCUUAAUGAUUUGGAUGGUGGUGCUAGUAGGGUUUUACUCGAACAAGAUCCAGCUGACCUUCUGAGAAUGCUAGAUGAGUUAAAGAAGCAACUGAUUCAGUCCUGUGAUGUAGCUCAUAGUCCCAAAGAGAAAGUAACAAUUGAUGGAAGGGCUGUCCCUCCUGAGCCUUAUGCUUGUGCUGAUUCCUGGUUUCCAAGUGUCUCUUCAGGAGUAGACAAAGCUUCAGUUCCUUUUUUUGGACCUGAUAAACAUGCUGCAGGACGGCCUUAUUUUGGUAAUUAUCAAGCUCCAUUCCCUUAUGCUGCUGGGCAUGAUAUGCCUAGGCAUGCAUUAUAUCCUCCAAUGCAUAACCCAAAUCUUGUUCCUGGGUAUGAAGAUCCCUUUGGAUCCCAAAUAUUUAGAAGAACUCCAAAACAGUUGCCUGGUGAAUACCAACAACAGCCAUCUCAUCCAUUCUUUUCCAGAGAAUUUGUUGACUCUAAUCAAGAUCCAUUUAUCCCAUAUCAACCGAAUGCAGUCUUGCACCAGCCUUCAUCUUCAUGUUUCCAUUGUUAUGACAAAAAUCAGCGAGUUUCAGCUCCUGUUCCACCCAGUGCUAUUAGCAAUAAAAGAUACCCUGAUGUCUCGGGCAACCCUAUGUUGUAUCAUCUUGAAAAUCGUAGGGCUUUUGGUUCAUAUCAUCACAACACUCUGACUGUCAUGCCUCCAUUGAAUGCACAUGGUACUCAAGCUCAUGCUAGAUGUCCAAGUGAUAUUAAUUCUGGAUUGGGUGGUUUUGUUCCAUGCCGCCCUCAGAGAGCGGUGGUAGCCAGAGGAGGCCACCAUUGCCGCCCUGUAGCUGGUGGUGCUCCAUUUCUAUUGUGUCAUAGUUGUUUUGAACUAAUACAGCUUCCUCGGAAAGUACAGCUUGUAGCAGAAAAUGAACAAAAAUUGUGUUGUGGAUCCUGUUCUACAGUAAUAAGCUUCACUGUUGUUGGUAAGAAACUUAUUCUUCGUGAUCAUGCAGAUACAAAUGGAAAUUCAGCUGUGGUUCAUGAUAACUCUAGUGAAGUUGUGAAAGAAAGUACAUCAGAUUUCCAAGGCCAUGUGAGCGGAAUUGCUGCUAAUUUCUCCACAGAUGAUUAUGAUAAUUCUGCUUAUGAUUUUCAGUCAAUGGGUAGAGAUCCCAUUUCAUUAUCAGCAGGCCAGGAUUUGAAUUCGGUCAAUCCUCAAGAAUUUCAAAGCUUUGGUUCUUCAUCUCCCACCUCUACCUCCGAGGAUGAGAACAGUCCAAAUGUUUUAACUGCUUCUAGAAAGGAUAUAAACCCUGUUCAGAUGCAAGUCAAACCCACUUUGACUCCACCGCUCCCUGGUUCACCUUUGCUGGAUCACUUUGAUUACUCUUCUAACAACCAUGUGGUGAACCGAUUUGGAAAUGGAAAUCAGAGUAGUCGUUCAGAUCAAGAGAAAGUUGUAUCAAACAAGAUCACCACACGACAAAAUUCUUUGAAUGAGGCAUCACUAGCAACUGAGAUGGAGGUGUUGUCCAAGGGGUAUGCUAAUUCAGGAAUUUAUCAAGAUUCAGGGGAUGCAACAAGAGAAGAUUAUCAAUCAAAAACCACAAAAGGGAGUGGAUCAUUUUUUUCAAACAUUAUCAAGAAGAGCUUCAAGGAUAAAUUAAAUGUGUCAGUUAAUGGGUAUCCCAUACCAGAUCGCAUGGUUAAGAAGGCUGAAAAGAUGGCAGGACCAAUUCAGCCUGGAAAGUAUUGGUAUGAUUUCCGAGCUGGAUUCUGGGGUGUCAUGGGUGGACCUUGUCUUGGCAUAAUUCCUCCAUUUAUCGAAGAAUUCAACUAUCAGAUGCCAGAGAAUUGUGCUGGUGGAAACACUGGUGUUUUUGUUAAUGGAAGAGAGCUCCAUAAAAAUGAUUUAGAUUUGCUGGCUAGCAGGGGGCUUCCAACUGAUAGAGAUAGGUCCUACAUCAUUGAGAUAUCUGGUAGAGUCCUGGAUGAGGACACUGGCAAAGAGCUAGAUAGUCUUUGCAAACUUGCACCAACGGUUGAGAAAGUGAGGCACGGUUUUGGCAUGAAAGUUCCGAGAGCAACUGCAUGAUCAAUUUUUUUAUGACAAGGUAAUUUCUUGUUGAUUGAUUUGAAGUUUUGGGCAUAUUCCAUCACGACAGCAGAAAUUUCAAAAUUCAUUGGAUGAUCAGGACGGGUUUUUCUCACUUUGCUUUGCUGGGUCAUGAAGCUACUGGAUGAUCGGUACGCUUAAUGGCCAAAAGCUACAGUUUAAUGAGGUUCCAUUUUGAUAUUUAAGUGUUCUUCUUGUUAUCUUGCAAAUCUUCAGUCAGAUGUGUCAUGUGUAAUUGUGCAUGCCAAUUGUGUAAAUUUUCUUCUUUUUUUUUUCUUUAAUGAUAAUAUUGGUUGGUGGAUAUGAUUUGGUUUUUCAAUAGGGAUAGCAACGAAGGCUCAUAGGGUUAAAGUGUGCCUUUUUAUCUUCAUCUUCGCAAAUUAUGGAGAUGGGAAUUCCAUGGGGACUUUUGAUAGGAGAAGCUGCAGCCAAUGCAGUUAGUGAAGGUGGGUCGUCUACAAAGACCCUCUCUCAGCUGGUGCUCAAAUGGAAGAAUAGAAAAUUAAAUUAAAAAUAAAAUCCAACUUAUAUU
Messenger RNA from Rubroshorea leprosula, 3650 nucleotides. The record is from the annotation of a GenBank genome assembly. Lineage: Eukaryota; Viridiplantae; Streptophyta; Magnoliopsida; Malvales; Dipterocarpaceae.